Messenger RNA from Trichoderma breve, 3633 nucleotides. Its product is annotated as AAA domain-containing protein. Lineage: Eukaryota; Fungi; Ascomycota; Sordariomycetes; Hypocreales; Hypocreaceae. The coding region runs from base 1 to 3633 and encodes 1210 amino acids. The record is from RefSeq and is a predicted model, not a curated record. Gene Ontology annotation, molecular function: helicase activity. The transcript is spliced from 3 exons. Gene Ontology annotation, biological process: regulatory ncRNA-mediated heterochromatin formation. Gene Ontology annotation, cellular component: nuclear RNA-directed RNA polymerase complex.
AUGAGGUCCGGCGAAGGAACUGCUCGACCAUCGCAGACUAUUGUCGGCCAGUUCUUCAGUCUUGCUGUCGAACUCAUGGAUGGCGAUGUCGGCGGUGCUCAGGAGACAAUCAGGCUCGUCGUCACCGAGGCUGGACUGUCCUUUAUCAAGGAUGUCAUAGACCGGCAUAUUCCCAUGGAUAACAUCUCCACCACAGGCAUUCGUCUCUGGGAGACGGAGAUUAAGCCACUCUUUCAGCUUGUGACUCAUCCUCGCGUUGUUGAUUCUGCUGUCCUGGAGCAAGAAGUGGCAUCAAUAUUCAACUACCUCGUUGGAGUGGGAGGAGUGAGGAUGAACAAGCUCUUCAACUAUGUCAGCACAUUGUUUCAAAGGUGGCCAUCUUCCACCACGCAAAUUGCUCUCAUAGAGGCAGUCGAGUUGUCUCUCGCGGUGUUGGCCAAGAUGUUGGAUUGCAACACCACUAAUAUCAUCAACGAAGCUUUCUCAACAUACGCCAUCAGCUUGGCUAGCCUCUUGGACAAACCAGCAGAACCAGAAGAGAUGCUUCCUCGUCUUCAAGCCAAAAGGUACCUUGAUUACAUUGGUCAACGUGUUCAAGUUGGCAAUCAGCUGUCAAGCCUGGAGCCGCGAGUUCAAGCUACCUUGACCCAAGAAACUUUCAUUCUGGCAAGAGAUCUUCCUGGCCGCCUAUCUCCUGGAGGGCCUAGACACAACAACGACCAUGCAAGCAUAGUCAAUAUCAAGAUUUUGCCGACGUACGAGGAGAUCAUGUCACCAAGAGAGGAAUAUCUACCGGUAAAUGACUCUUCUCAGUGGCACAUCCCUGGCAUCCGUGGGCGUCUAGACAGGGAAUUUCGCCUGAUACGAGAAGAUACCGUUGGGCAGCUACGAGAUGCGGUUCGCGAGGCCUUUGGACGCAUACGUGGUAUCACUGGCGGUAUCGGUUACCAGACAAACUCCAAUAACUUGCGUACAUAUACAUAUGACUCUGCCACUCUCAUCGACAUGCAGUUCGACGCAAACGCUGGUCUAGACUUGGUUGUUCAAUGUGAUCAGCCUUCUUCCGUUUUGACACUGAGCUCAGGACAGAGAAGGGAUUGGUGGGAGAGAUCGAAACGCCUCCAGGCCGGCGCACUAGUGUGCAUCAUGGAUAAAAGCGACUCCGUCAUGUUCUGCACCGUGUCUGAGUCCACCAUGAGGAACAAAGAUGACAAAAAGCACCGCCUCGAGAAGAAGCCAUCAGAUGACGAGGAGCCCCCAGAAAAGGCUGAACCCUUGACUCUUUCGGAUCAUGACAUGUACUUGCAUGUCAACUUGCAGCUUGUAGAGGCAAAUGAAGACGAUAUUACGCGUGUUCUCCAUUGGUCCAAGAGCACGGGGCCAUCGCGCCAUCGAUAUCUUGUCGAGUUUCCUGGCAUCCUUCUGGCAUCGUUCAAGCAUACGCUUGAUGCCCUUAAGCAAAUGUCCCAGCAACCAAAGAUGCCUUUCGUUGACCUCUUGGCGCCAGAUAACAUUACUGAUACAGAGGCUAAUCUGCAGCCACCUUUAUACGCGAGAAAGGCCGGCUUCACAUUCGACAUCAAAUGUAUUACGCAUGACAACUUUGAGUUUCUCGUUUCCCCUCAACAGCGGCCGAGCCCAAAACUCGUUGAAUCACGAACAGCUCUAGACCUUACCCAGUCCGCUGCCCUCCUGAAUACUCUGUCACGGGAAUUGUCACUCAUUCAAGGCCCUCCUGGUACAGGCAAGAGCUAUAGCGGAGAAAAGAUUAUCAAAGUCUUGCUAGCAAACAAGGGAAAGACUAGUAUUGGACCAAUAUUGUGCGUCUGUUAUACGAAUCACGCUUUAGACCAGCUUCUCGAGCACCUUCUUGAUGAUGAGAUUGACAAAGUCAUUCGCAUCGGAUCUCGAUCAAAGUCAGAGAGACUACAAGCUCUCAACCUGCGAAUGGUGGCCCAAAACAGCGACCGCACACGAUCAGAAAAGUCGACUCUUUGGGAAAUACAACAGAGUUUGGGGGAUAUUGAGGAUAGUAUGAGAGGUUCGCUCCGUCAACUGGCAGCAUCAGAUUCACCACAAGCUAUCAGGGCAUUUCUGGCACAAACAUUUCCUAGGCACCACGGGACGCUGUUUGGUGAAAGCGAAGACGGAUGGGAACAGGUUACUAGAGCACCUCGUGAGGUCUUGCGACGCUGGCUCACAGGUGGCUCGCGCGACAGCUUCCACUGCCGAGAUAUUGAGAUUCUGAAAGAAAUCAGACUUUCUGCUAUGAACAAUGCGGAGCGCCAGAUUCUUCAUAGAUACUGGCUCAACAGUAUCAUGGCCCCAAUCAUUCGCACAAUUACGAGUCUUCAGGAAGAGCACUCCCAGUUGAUAGAAAGGCGGAAUCGGGUGCGCAGUGAUGUGGAUCUGCGCUGCCUCAACCAGGCCCAUAUCAUUGGAGUUACAACAACGGGGUUGGCCAAAAACCUGGCUCUUCUCCGAAAACUACGAUGCAAGGUCAUGCUUUGCGAGGAAGCUGGAGAGGUGUUGGAGGCGCACAUUUUAACCGCUUUGCUGCCUUCGAUCGAGCACGCUAUUUUGAUUGGCGACCAUCUCCAAUUGCGUCCACAGAUUCAAAACUAUGAAUUGCAAAGCACAAAUCCUCGGGGUAAACAGUACUCUCUGGAUACGUCUUUGUUCGAGAGAUUGGUCGAACCGCCGCACCUGAUGGACCUACGCCUUCCCUUUAGCACAUUGGACACCCAGAGGAGGAUGCACCCGUCCAUAUCUGAACUUGUACGAUCAACUUUAUACCCAUCUUUGCAAGAUGCCGAGAACGUCAUGAUAUAUCCAAAGGUGGCUGGUAUGAGAGAGCGUCUUUUUUGGCUUCACCACGACCACCUAGAAGCCGGUGCGGCCAGUCACGACCCCCUGAAUACAUCCCAUUCCAACGAUUUUGAAGUUGAGAUGACCGUGUCUCUCAUCUCUCACCUCGUUAAGCAAGGAGAGUAUUCCCCAGAUGACAUUGCAGUUAUUACGCCGUAUCUGGGCCAGCUACAUAAGCUACGGCGCCGAAUGGAGCAUAUGUUUGAGAUUUGCCUCAAUGACCGCGACCUUGCAGAACUGGAAGAAUUCGAAAUCAAAGGCUCAGCAGCUCCGUCCACUGUAAAGGCAAAACAGUCUAGCAAAACAACACUUCUCAAGAGCGUCAGAGCUGCAACCGUUGACAACUUCCAGGGCGAAGAGGCAAAAGUCAUCAUCAUCUCUCUUGUGCGGAGUAAUUUGCAAAGGAAGUGUGGAUUUCUCAGCACUUCCAACCGCAUUAAUGUUCUGCUCUCCCGUGCAAAACAUGGCAUGUACAUUAUUGGAAACUCGGACACUUACUAUAAUGUUCCCAUGUGGCAGGAAGUCAUUGACAUGCUCACCACGAGCGGCCGAUUGGGCACAAGUUUGGAGCUUCAGUCGGGUGCAACUUACCCUGCGAUAAGAGACUUCACUGUGGCCAUUCUUGCACUGGAAGGUGUCAUUCGGAUAUUCUGCAUAAUGUUGUCUUUUGCCAAGAACCUUGUCCUCGGCCUCAAAAAGGUUGCGAUCAUGCCUGUCCUCGACGAUGUGGUGACGCAUGUCCGCUCAAAUGCUCUGUUCAAAUAA